AUGGGAGACAAGAAGCGCAAGGCCACGGCCGUGUCAAAUGACAUUCCGGAGAAGAAGAGCAAAAAGUCCAAAGUUGCCAACGAUGGAGAUGUCUCAAAGACAGAGGUGACAAAGAAGGUCAAGAAGUCGGAGAAAAAGUCAAAGGACACCGUUGUAUCUGUCGACCAAGCUGUCGGCGCUCCUGCUUCAAAGAAAUCCCGCAAGCAGGCCGCAGAUUUCAUGAGUGAAGAUGAACAAACUCCAGCCGCUCAGCCUGAAGAAUCUGCACCCAACACAUCUGCCAACGACAAGGCUGCCAACGAGUCGUCAGUCCCUAGUCCCAAGAAGUCCAAGAAGUCCAAGAAGAGCAAGAAAGGACAAACCGAGGAUCUUUUGUCUGCAGAUGGUGUUAAUGGAGUUGUUGAACACGCAGGACAUGAAGAGCUCGAGACCGCUACAUCCCAUAAACCCACUUCUUCGUCAAUGCAAGCCGAGGCCGAGCGAACAUUGGACCAUGAAAUGGAAGACGACUUUGGUGUGGGCUCUGAUGGAGAACAAGCCGAAACUCCGGUGGAGGAAAUCGAGGCCGAUGACAACGCAUCCGCCCUUCUUGCUGGUUUCGACAGUGACGGCGAGGAUGAAGAUGAGGACACGGAUCUCGACACUUCCUCUAACCUCAAGUUGAGUAAGAAGAAGAGUAAAGAGGUUCAGAAGAAAUUGGCACAAGCACAAAAGUCAGGCAACAAAGAGGGCCCUGGCACUGUCUAUGUUGGUCGCAUCCCGCACGGCUUCUACGAGAAAGAAAUGCGCGAGUACUUUUCCCAAUUUGGUGAUAUUACUAAGCUGAGACUAUCGAGAAACAAGCACACUGGUGCGUCGAAACACUUUGCUUUCAUCGAAUUUUCUUCGACAGAAGUCGCCAAGAUUGUCGCAGAGACCAUGGAUAACUAUCUCCUGUUUGGCCACAUUCUCAAGUGCAAGUAUGCUCUGCCCGACUCCCUACAUCCAGAUACGUGGAAAGGUGCCGAUAAGAAAUUCAGAAAGAUCCCUCACGAGAAACUCGAACGUGAGAGACUUGCUGCACCAAAGACUGAGCAGCAAUGGGACAAGAAAGCUGAGAGAGAGCAGAAGAAGCGCAACAAGAAAGCACGGCAACUUGAAGCCCUUGGUAUCGAAUUGCCUGCAUCCAAGUUGACUAACGCAUCUGAGGCUCUAAAGCAGCAACAAUUGGAGAAAGCCGAGAAAGCAAGUCUCGCUCAGAUUGAAGAUGCCAAAGAAGCCGAAGCUGGUCCUACCGGAGCUAUCAAGGCUGUGAAUGGUGUGCCAAAAGACGAAGUUGCAAUCAAGGAGACAAAGGAAGCGGAGGCCACAGACGAGUCAGAGAAGAAGAAAUCUAAGACCAAGGGGAGUAAAAAGACCAAGGCCACUGUCCCAGAAGCAACUGCUGAGGCUUCAACCGCAGUGACCGAAGAGAAGGCCGCUGAACCUGAACCAGCCGGAGAACUAGAGAAGCAGAAGUCCAAGUCAAAGAAGAGCAAGAAGACGAAGGCAACUAUUCCUGAAGCAGUUAUUGAAACUUCAACCGGCAUCACUGAAGAGAAGGCUGCCGAACCCGAACCUGCCAUUGCUGAAGCUGCUGAAGAACCAGAGAACAAGAAAUCCAAGUCGAAGAAGAGCAAGAAAAUCAAGACAGCCCCUGACGCAGGGGCCGAGAUUUCGGAGAAAGCUGCUGACGAUCAGGCUGCUAAAGAACAACUCGCAGCUGAACUCGAAAGCAGCGAGAAUGCCGGCAUCAACCCCGCAGAUGAUUUCAUCCCUCUCGCAUCCGAAGAAGACAAUGAAGCCUCCAACAGCACUAAUGCCAAAGCCGCAGCCGCACUUUCCAAGGCCAAGGCCAAAGCCACCCGUCAAGCAAAGAAAAAAGUAGAGAAGGCCGAGAAGAAGGCAAAGAAAGACCACAAGCAGGCCAAGGCCGGUAGCGGUGGAUUCGUGCGAGGAGCGGCUCCAGUGACGAGAGCGAGUUCGGGCGGUGCUUAG
This is a messenger RNA of Exophiala bonariae, 2016 nucleotides long. RefSeq lists its product as uncharacterized. Gene Ontology annotation, molecular function: RNA binding. Gene Ontology annotation, cellular component: nucleolus. The transcript is spliced from 2 exons. Bases 1 to 2016 code for a protein of 671 amino acids. Gene Ontology annotation, biological process: maturation of LSU-rRNA from tricistronic rRNA transcript (SSU-rRNA, 5.8S rRNA, LSU-rRNA). The record is from RefSeq and is a predicted model, not a curated record. NCBI's taxonomy places the organism in Eukaryota, Fungi, Ascomycota, Eurotiomycetes, Chaetothyriales, Herpotrichiellaceae.